Messenger RNA from Acytostelium subglobosum LB1, 3144 nucleotides. RefSeq lists its product as hypothetical. The transcript has 3 exons. The record is from RefSeq and is a predicted model, not a curated record. Lineage: Eukaryota; Evosea; Eumycetozoa; Acytosteliales; Acytosteliaceae. Bases 1 to 3144 code for a protein of 1047 amino acids. Gene Ontology annotation, cellular component: nuclear replication fork. Gene Ontology annotation, molecular function: ATP-dependent chromatin remodeler activity; ATP binding. Gene Ontology annotation, biological process: DNA repair; replication fork processing.
AUGAACACUACACCAUCACUAUCACUAUCACUUCACAACAACAGCAACAGCAACAGCAAUAGACAAUCAAACUUUAUCAAUAAUUUGAAGCCACCAACUACGAUAACAUCAUCAAAGAGUAGUGACAACAACAAUAGCAAUAGCAGUAGUGGUAUGAACAAGCCGCUCAGCCUAAGCGCAAACCCGCUUACGUUGAAGCCAACAACACAACAACUCAAACUACCAUCAAGGCCAUUAUCAUUGGGUACAACAGUUUCACUCAGCACUUCAUUACUUUCAAAUGGACAACAACAUCAACAUCAACAGCAACUACAUGUUGGCUUCAACAAUACAUUGAUAUCAAAUGGUUCCUCUGCCCCUUCUCCUGCUCCUGCUCCUGCCCCUGCACUAGGGGCAACAAUAUCAGACGUUACAGAGUUUGACUUUGACUUUGAUUUUGAUUCAGCGUCAGUGGAUAAUGGAGGCAGCAGUGGCAGCAGUGGCAGCAGCGGCGGCAGUAGCAGCGGCAACACAAGUAGCACGACGACCACGUCCACGAGUUCAAAUACAUUGUCUCUUCCCAAGUUUAGCAACAGCAUUCAACUACCCAAGAAGUUGACAUUGAAUAACAACAAUGUUAGCAUUGGUACUGUCAAUCUGAAUCGCAUCGGUGGCAUCAGCAGCAGUCUAAACUUCAACAGCAACAACAACAACAACAUUGACAAUCAACUAUUCAAUAUACAACAACAUCAAUAUAAUGUGCGCGUAGAGAUAACACUAAAGUUAAUCUCUGAGCAUGAGUUCAGUUGUGUGGAUCCCAAUAACCAGGCGAUCAAGAUGGUCUUUGGCAAGAUUGAUGGUGCGCGCUCCGAACAACAUCAGACCACCCUUUGGUGGAUAUUCCCAAUCAAUCAAUAUCAUGUCCUCAUCAGAACACUGCAACAGAACUUUAGAACGGGGCUCACUGUCGUGCCCCUGCCACGCCACAUUGUCAACACAUUCGUGGUCCAGCCCUUCAUACCCGAUGCGCCUGACUACUCCCGCAUCCCGCCACAGCUCAUGAGCACUCUGCUACCAUUCCAGCGUAAGGGUCUCGAGUUUGGCAUCGAGAAGAAGGGCAAAUGUAUCAUUGGUGAUGAGAUGGGUCUUGGUAAAACGAUCCAGGCCAUUGCACUAUCCUACUACUAUCGAUCAGAGUGGCCACUACUCAUCAUCACUCCAUCAUCACUCAGAAUGUCAUGGGCCGAUUCCUUUGAAAAGUUCCUUCCAGGUCAUGUUAAGGCAAGAGAUAUCAAUUUGAUUAUGAAUGGCAAGUGUGGAGUCAAUGGAUUGAUCAAUAUUAUAAGUUAUGAUUUGGUCAAGAGGAAGCUUGAUGAGAUCAAGUUGAAGUCAUUCAAAGUGGUGAUUGCCGAUGAGAGCCACUUCCUCAAGAGCUUCCAGACACAGAGGACCAGAGCCACAAUGGAGGUCAUGAGAAUGGCCACCAGAAGAAUCCUGCUCACUGGCACACCCGCCACCUCCAGACCAUGCGAGCUCUAUCCUCAGCUCCAAUGUGUUGCGCCAGAGUUUAGCAACUACCGAUGGACAGACUACACAAACAGAUAUUGUGCUGCAUUUAUGGAUAGGGGACAUAUUAACUACUUUGGAGCAUCCAAUGUAAAGGAGUUGAACUUGUUCUUGAACAAACAUAUGAUACGUAGACUCAAGGAUGAGGUGUUGACAGAGUUGCCAGACAUGAGGCGUGAGAAGAUCAUGGUGGAGGUGAAGAAGACGGAUAUGAAGAAGAUCAAGCAGACGAUGGAUGAGAUAAAGGAUGCCAAGGGUAUCAUAAUGAAGACCACAGACAUCAAAGAGGGAAGGAGUACCUCUGGCAAGAGGAGCUCUCUGUUCAUGAAGUUGUUCAGAGACACUGGUCUUGGCAAGCUGGCUGGCGUCAGCACGUACCUGACGGACGUGCUCGAGGACUUCCAUGGCAAGGUCCUGAUCUUUGCCCACCACCAGCCUGUGAUGGACGGCUUGGAGAAGCUGCUAAAGAAGCUCAAGGUGUCAAUGUUUAGGAUCGAUGGACAGACGCCCGCCCACACUCGCGCCGAGUACGUCAAUCUAUUCCAAGCGGAGAAGAGCGAGAUCAAGGUGGCGCUGCUCAGUGUCACUGCGGCCGGCACCGGUCUGACCCUGACCGCAGCCAGUCUCGUCAUCUUUGCCGAGCUAUAUUGGACGCCUGGCACUCUGUUCCAGGCUGAGGCAAGAGCUCAUCGUUAUGGCCAGAAGAACGCAGUGUUGGUACAGUACCUCAUUGGAAAGAACACUGUGGACGAGUCUAUUUGGAGCAUGAUCGAGUCAAAGAAGGACAUACUUGGAAGGAUGUUGGAUGGAGAGAGCUCAGUGCUCGAGGUCGAUGAAGUGAGCGACUUAAUAGAGGCCAGGCCGGGCGCAGUCGAUGGCUAUUUGGACGACAUUAUACAAGGAAUCGAGGACAAGGACGCAGAGAGGAAGCGAAGGAUCGAUGCAAAGAAAGAGAAGCAGAGGCUGAAGGAAGCCAACAAAGGAGGAGUGAGCGAUCUCAACCAAGAUGAAGAUGAAGAUGAUGAUGUUGGUGGUUAUCGAUACGACGAUGAUGACUUUUUGGAUAGCGACAUUGAAGAGAACAGUCUGUUCAAUCCAAAAGAUGACGACGACGAUGAAGAUGUCGUUGAUGAUGACAACUGGGACGACAAUGACUCAUCAACGAACAAGGGCAAGAAAGGGAAGAAGACCGUGGGCAAGAAACAGACCACAACAACAUCAAAGUCAAAGAAGGGUGCGGCUUCAAAGAAGAGGGGUACAUCCAAGACAUCAACUACCACUACCACUACAUCCACAAAGAAGAAGAGAGGCCUGGCAAACAAGGACGACCCUGGUGUUGACAUUGCCGACGACCUAGACUUGGACUACAACCACGCAUUCACUACCUAUGAUGAUCAUAACAAUGGCAAUGGCAAUGGCAAGGACAAGGACAAGGACAAAUGGGGUGGCGGUACAAGUGCCUAUCCAGACAAGAAACGUCGAGUGGGCAGCGGCUCCGAGAUCAUCGUCGACAUGGAUGAGGAGUUUGAAGAUCUGUGCCAUGUUGACCUCACCGAUCAUGCCAAGCUCGAGCUGUUUCGAUUCAACAACAAAGAUUGA